CGAUGCGAGCGCCACACCAUACUUGUCUACCCACCUAUGCUUGCUUCAGCAAAACACAAAGCCAUGAAGACCAGCGGCACCGCCAUCCUGAUGAUGCUGCUCUCGCUCGCGGCGGCGGCCCUCCUUGCCGCCGAUGCCACCGUCGUCGCCGACGUGGACAUGGACAUUAUCCGCCUCCCCAGCGACGGCGACGAAGGAGGUUCUGCAGCAGGCCUUGUUGCAAGCCAGGUCAUGGAGGUUGCUGCGACGGACGCAGUGGUGGAGGAGAAGGAGGAUGAACCGGUGGCGGCGGUGAAGAACAUCGGCGGCGGCGUCCUCAACGAGGAGAUUAGGCCGUGGGCGUGCUGCAACGAGACCCUGUGCACCAAGUCGUCCCCGCCGACAUGCCACUGCCUGGAUGUGGUCGAUCGGUGCGCCGCCGCAUGCAAGCUAUGCGAGCCGUCUGCAACGAGCCCGUUCCGCCACGUCUGCAACGACGAGUACCAUGGACUCCCCGGGCCAGCUUGCUCCGAUGAGGAUGACGAAGACUUCCCAAGCGCCGCGCAUAGCCGUAGCUACCCGUCGCUCGCCGCUGCCGCGCAGUUGCUGUUAGCGUUUGUAGUCGUGUUCUUUACCCACAGUCAUUACUAGCAUGUCGCCUAGCGUGUGCGUGAGUUAAGUGGUAACUAUGUUUGACCUGGCCGUUUGCUUGUGUUCCAAAUAUGAAGGGAACCGAAUAAUACAGCGAAGAAAAGCUCAGUUAUUUUGAGGUGUGUAGAUGGCUAGGACAAGUUUUGCGCCGAAAUCGGCUUCGAAUAAAGAUAUCCAUAUCUGAUUUCAAAUAAA
Lolium perenne is the source of this 825-nucleotide messenger RNA. RefSeq lists its product as uncharacterized. The record is from RefSeq and is a predicted model, not a curated record. Gene Ontology annotation, cellular component: extracellular region. NCBI's taxonomy places the organism in Eukaryota, Viridiplantae, Streptophyta, Magnoliopsida, Poales, Poaceae. Gene Ontology annotation, molecular function: serine-type endopeptidase inhibitor activity.